Molecule: messenger RNA, 910 nt
Organism: Prosopis cineraria
Lineage: Eukaryota; Viridiplantae; Streptophyta; Magnoliopsida; Fabales; Fabaceae
Product: NAC domain-containing protein 104-like
Exons: 3
Coding region: 134-754 (206 amino acids)
Biological process (GO): system development; regulation of DNA-templated transcription
Molecular function (GO): DNA binding
Source: RefSeq, a predicted model, not a curated record
UACUUCCAGACCAGAAACUUUGACACCGGCCACCACCAUCUUCAUCCUGGUCUUCAUCGAUCUCUCUCUCUUUCACUCCAGUACUCUUCUUCUUCUGUUGAUUCUCGCAGCUUCUGUGAUCUCUUCUUCUUCAAUGGCAGAUAAUUACACAGUCAACCUUCCUCCUGGGUUCAGAUUCUAUCCCACAGAUGAAGAACUCAUAGUCCAUUUCCUUCAAAGAAAAGCUUCACUUCUACCUUGCCACCCCGAUGUCAUCCCUGACCUCGAGCUCUAUCCCUACGAUCCAUGGGACCUCGAAGGGAAGGCUCUGGGGGAGGGAAACCAAUGGUAUUUUUAUAGCAGGAGGACUCAGAAUAGGGUUACAGUGAAUGGGUAUUGGAAGGAAAUGGGAAUGGAAGACGCAGUGAUUGCAGCGAGCAGUAAUAAAAGAGUUGGGAUGAAGAAAUAUUUUGUGUUUUAUGAAGGACAAUCUCCUAAUUCUGGCAUCAAAACCAACUGGGUCAUGCAAGAAUAUCGUCUUUCAGAUUCUUCUUCUUCCUCUUCUUCUUCCUCUAGCAAAUCAUCAUCAUCCUCCAGAAGAAAAUCACAACCAAAACCAGGUUACAGGAAGUGGGUGAUUUGUCGAGUUUAUGAACGCAAUGAUGGUGAUGGUGAUGGUGAUGGUGAUGGUGGUAAUGGAAUAGAGCUGUCAAGUUUAGAUGAAGUGUUCUUGUCCAUGGAUGAUCUUGAAGAAAUAAGCUUACCAAUUAGUUAGCGCACAUGCAAUAACUGAAUUUAUGGGUCCAGAUUCUAUAGCUCUUUGAAAAAUUCCAAUAUUACAAUUUGGGGAGAGAGAUAUUAAACCUCAUGCUAUGUAUGACUCUCUUUUAAAAAUUCAGACUUGAUGAGUAGCCUAAAUUUACUCGCUCAA